Cheilinus undulatus (humphead wrasse) is the source of this 1660-nucleotide messenger RNA. It is a transcript of the gene hyal3, whose product is annotated as hyaluronidase 3. Gene Ontology annotation, molecular function: hyalurononglucosaminidase activity. NCBI's taxonomy places the organism in Eukaryota, Metazoa, Chordata, Actinopteri, Labriformes, Labridae. Gene Ontology annotation, cellular component: acrosomal vesicle. Bases 197 to 1528 code for a protein of 443 amino acids. The record is from RefSeq and is a predicted model, not a curated record. The transcript has 7 exons. Gene Ontology annotation, biological process: carbohydrate metabolic process; hyaluronan catabolic process.
CUUUGAAAGAGGCAUGUUUGUAAACUGAUCGUGGAGCAGAUGUCAGUGACAGCCAUCAGCGGUUGUUAUCCUGAUCGGAGAGACUUUGAACAGACCGCAGAUCAGUCAAGUCCUCAGCUGUAUGAAGAGGAGGACCUGUACCGGCGACAAACACGAGAAUUAAAAUGACGGACUCCUCAGUGGCUGAGCAGCAGCCAUGGUGCUCUCUCACCUCCCUCUCCUCUUCCUCAACCUUCUCCUUUUCUCCCCCUCCCUAUCACACACCCCUACCUCUACCCACGGGCCUGAUCCCAGUCAUGGAGCUCCUCCUGCCGUGGCUGCAGCAGCUCCCAUUCUGCAGGAGCAUCCCUUCGUCGUGGUGUGGAACAUGCCAACCGCUCUUUGUGAGAAACGCUACAACAUCAAGCUGAACCUGAGGGACUUCGACAUCAUGGAGAACAGACGGCAGCGUUUCCAGGGACAGAAUAUGACCAUCUUCUAUCGUGACCGGCUGGGGAAGUAUCCGUACCUCUCUAGAGAUGGCUGGAAAGUAAAUGGAGGAACACCUCAGCUUGGCGACCUCUCAGCUCACCUAUCCCUUGCAGAAACUCAAAUUUCCAGCUCUCUGCAUCCAAAAUUCAACGGUUUAGGUGUUGUUGACUGGGAAGAGUGGCGGCCAUUAUGGGAGAGAAACUUUGGAACCAAGAUGAAGUACCGUAAGCUUUCUAAGCAGCUGGUAAAGCAGGAGAGACCUGAUUUGUCUGAGAGAGCAACAGAAUCUUUGGCGAGGCUGAAGUUUGAGGAGAGCGCUCGCAGGUUUAUGGAGGAGACACUGCUGGUGGGGGUGAGAGAUCGACCCAAAGGAUUCUGGGGAUUUUAUGGCUUUCCUCCAUGCUUCAAUAAACCAAAGAGACAGAGACAGAAAGAUAUAAGCUACACAGGACGCUGCCACAUGGGCACUGAACAACAAAAUGACCGCCUGUCCUGGAUGUGGCGCCAGUCCACCGCUCUCUAUCCCAGCGUUUACCUUCCUCUGAGGCUGGCAGGAUCCACAGACGCUGCUCUGAUGGUCAGACACAGACUACUGGAGGCUUUGAGAGUGGCAUCAGUUUUGCAUCGUAGUAACAGCUCCAGCCAAGCCACACCGGUCCUUCCCUAUGCCAGGCUAGCAUUCUCACACACCCUCACCUUCCUUAAUAAGACAGACCUGGAGCACACCCUGGGGGAGAGCGCAGCAUUGGGAGCUGCUGGAGUCGUGCUGUGGGGAGAGCUGAAAUUUGCCAAGUCUGAGCAUCAGUGCGUCCUGCUCAGAGACUACAUCCAUGCUGUCUUGGGUCCGUUUAUUCAGUCGCUAAGAUCUGACACUCAGCGCUGCAGCCUCAAGCUUUGCCAUGGUAAUGGACGCUGUGCCCGGCGCCACACCAGCUCAGGUCACAUGAUGUCAAAAACAUCUGAAUCAAAUCAGUUUGAACACUUCCUGUGCCAGUGCUAUCGGGGCUGGACUGGACAAGAAUGUCAAAAGAAGGACACAAGACAGAAAAACAGUUAACUUCAAGGUUUUUUCUUUCAGAUAAAGAUGCCAUCAGGUUGUGCCCAUCUAGGUCUGAGGUGUCUAUACAAGCAGUUUCUAACGUGUCAGCUAUUUGUUGUAUGUGAAAAAAAGAUGAAAACAAUAAAUUAA